UUAGCAACCACGAUAACAUCCCAUUCUGGAGGUUACCAUGCUUCAUAGCAACCAUGUUGCGAGAUGUAAACAAAAAUUAUAUUGCAAAUGUUUCUUCAAAAAUACAAUGGAUCAUCUGUAAUUGAAAGGAGCAAUUAAUUGUAAAUAUGUACAAAGUAAAAUUACUAGUCAUUGGUCCAUGUGAGUGUGGGAAAACUGUCAUCUCUAAUUUCUUAGCUGAUGCUACAGAAACUAUUCCUAAUGAAUAUUAUCCUACGCAAGGUGUCAGAAUCUUAGAAUUCGAGAGCGAUAAUUUAAAUAUUGGUGGACGCAUUGCGAAAGCUGAAGUGGAAUUGUGGGAUUGCAGUGGAGAUACGAAAUUCGAAAAUUGUUGGCCAGCCUUGAUGAAGGAAGCAAAUGGGGUCAUCUUUGUCUACAGCAGCGACUAUUCCAAUAUCCGGAAGGAGAUGGACAUGUGGUAUGCCAACUUCGUCCAAACUCAAGGCCUGAAGGAUGCUCAGUGCAUGAUACUUUGUCACAGAAAGCCCAACCAGUCAGAAACACGGUCAUCAGAACUUUCCAGCCUGUUCUCCCGCAUCCCGUGGCUGAACACAAGCGUCGAGGAGAACGGUGGAGCUCUGAGGCGGGAGUUCAACAGUUUUUUGCAGCGGUUGCUUAGCAACAUCAGCGAGCGGAGGGAUCAAGAGGAGCUCUCCAUCCUCAACCAGCACUGACGCACUCUCCAUUUUAGUCAAUAAAAAUAAUAUUCUCUUUUGAA
This is a messenger RNA of Argiope bruennichi, 757 nucleotides long. RefSeq names its product intraflagellar transport protein 22 homolog. Bases 147 to 713 code for a protein of 188 amino acids. NCBI's taxonomy places the organism in Eukaryota, Metazoa, Arthropoda, Arachnida, Araneae, Araneidae. The transcript is spliced from 6 exons. Gene Ontology annotation, cellular component: endomembrane system. Gene Ontology annotation, molecular function: GTPase activity. Gene Ontology annotation, biological process: intracellular protein transport. The record is from RefSeq and is a predicted model, not a curated record.